Pangasianodon hypophthalmus (striped catfish) is the source of this 2671-nucleotide messenger RNA. It is a transcript of the gene zswim7, whose product is annotated as zinc finger, SWIM-type containing 7. Gene Ontology annotation, cellular component: Shu complex. Gene Ontology annotation, molecular function: zinc ion binding. The transcript is spliced from 6 exons. The record is from RefSeq and is a predicted model, not a curated record. NCBI's taxonomy places the organism in Eukaryota, Metazoa, Chordata, Actinopteri, Siluriformes, Pangasiidae. Bases 448 to 870 code for a protein of 140 amino acids. Gene Ontology annotation, biological process: double-strand break repair via homologous recombination.
GCUUCCUCCUGAUGAAUGUUUGUUUCCUGACGCGGGAAAAACACUCGUUUUUUAUUUUAUUUAUUUUUAUACAAAUACUUGUAUUUUUAUGUUCAGUGUUCUUUGGCACAAAUAACAUAUUUCCAUGUAGUUUAUUUGCAGCAGUGUUUGAGGUAAAUACAGCUAACCUCACUGUUUAUGCUUGCUAACUGGCUAACUCGUAUCCGCACUUGUAGCUUUGUGUAAGCGUGCUGCUCGUUAGGCUGAAUCCCAAACGGCUGCCUAAUCUCUCUCUAUAGGUACACUCGGUACAUCCCGCUGCAGUAGUGGCUUGUACACUACAUAUAGUGCACUAGAUAUCCGAUAGGGACACAUUUCAGGUUCUAGGCCAGAAUAAAGCUGUUUCUUUACUUACAGGCAGGGUGAAAGUGAGAAGAGGGAGUAACUGGUUGUUGUUUCAAGCAGAACAUGGCUUCAUGUUUGCCUGCUGUCGCUGAACAGCUACUGAAAGACCUUCAGAAGACAUAUUCAGAGAAGUCCCAAAUCCCUGAUGAGCUCCUAAUAGCGUUGAGGUUUAUAUUCGGCUCCUGCACUCUGCAGGCAUUAGACCUGGUGGAUCAGCGCGCUGUAACGUGUGUGUCCUCGCCCAGUGGCCGAGUAGUUUUCCAGGUACUGGGUGGAUCAGGACGUCUGUACACUUGCUACACAUCAUGUCAUUAUUGCCCCUGUCCAGCCUUCUCUUUCUCUGUGCUUAGGAGAAAUGAAAGUCUGGUGUGUAAGCACAUCUUGGCAGCCUACUUGUGCCAGGCCAUGGGAUUGUGCCAGCAGGAGCAGGUCCCGGAUCAGCAAAUGACCCUCAUCCUCUCCGGAAGAGCUGAGCUGGAUCCAUAAAGCAGCAUUCUGGAUGGAGACACAUACUGAAUUUGCCUUCUUGUGUGCUAAAGGUGAAUAAAUUGAGCAGGUGGGGUGUGCACUGCAAUAAAAGUUCACAUGAAGGGAACUAGGGAAGUUCCAGGGCUGGGAUUUGCAUAUUUCAUUUUUGACUGUCUCAGGUUUUUUUUUUGCUUGUUUUUUUCCCUGGGAGAACAGUAUUGCUUUUCCACUUGGCACGGCUCGGUACCUAAUCUCAACUCAGGACUGUACACAUCGUGGCCAAUGGCCUGUGUUUGGUUUCCUGUCUCAUAAAAUUACCACUGAAGCCAAAAGGAGUUCUCUGGAUGUUGUCAGCAUGAUUAUCAAAAUACUGCAUGAAAUCUAAAAAAGGAUUUUCUUUGCGAUGAAAAACCCCCAACAAAACUAUUGAACACAGGAAACGGAGUUUGUUUUAAUGGCAGCGAACAACCCAAUCACAGCCACAUGUGCCAAUCCUUUACUAUUAGUAAAAAACAGAAAGAAGAAAGAAGACUGGAUGUCUCUGAAUGUAGACUGCAAACUUUGUCGGUCAUUAAAAUGAAUUGUGCAUUUUGUAUGGAUGGCUCACAGAUGCACUUGAAAUUCUACCAUGUAUGCAGGGCACUAGUCAGGGUUUCAGUGACACUGUGGUUUAACCCAUGUAGGAAUUUGACCUAUUUAACCUAUAAAGGAAUUUGAAAACAUUAACUUGUACGAUACAGUUGUGGCAGAAAACGUAUGUUUAAUAAAAGAAAGUAACUUCAGCAUGCAGUCGUUACACUGUUAAUGAAGGUAGAAAACUUUUUCUCUGUUAGGACUGCUUUUGAUCAGUCACUCGUCUGAACUGUUUCCAACUGCACAAUGUCCCAGAUUUGAACAUACUGUUCCUGAGGAAGAAGAGAAAAUAUAUUCAGAACAGGUAUGUAGCUACAGUGUGGCACACUUGGCAAUAAACACAGAAAAACAGAAACUGCUGAGCUGUGCUCUGCUGAGCCGUGCCAAGCAGCGAUGUUCAGCGGACAAGCUAUAUAGUACUCACUCACUACUUGUACUGAGGAUGAGAUUGCAAUAUUGGGUGAAGUUGGGGCAAAAAUAAUCUUAUCCUCACUUCAUAGUUCACCGCUUACUGGGAGCAUAGGUUCAAAAGUCAGCGUGCACAUUUACUGAAAGGUUCAGAAACUGCUGAAAUGGCAUGUUGUGUUUUAAGUGAGCAAACGAAACUUGUUCUAAAAAACUUGCUCAAUAAAAUGAAAUAUUUUAUCUUUCUUUAUCAUCAUCCAAAGAUUAUAUUUUGCAAUAAAACACUUUUUUUUGUACUCUAUCAUAUGUUGUAUUGAAAUCCCAUGAGACCUUCACUGAGAGAAGCUAUAGCAAAGUCACCUCUUUUUAUUCAAAGGGUUAGAUGUCUCUAUCAUCAUAACCAGUUCAAAUUUUGCUAUUUUUAGCCUUCGAUUCUGUGCUUUCUGGUCUUUUUUCAGGAAAUCUUUAUCAGCCAAUUUGCAUGCAUGCUGCACAAUGAAAGUGUUUGUUUGAGCAAAACCCACCAGCCCGCACAAACCUUUACACAUUUUUAGCUGCAGUUAUGCAAGUUUUUAGCGCCGCUAUCAGCAGGUAGUCAAACAGCAUUACGGGUAACGUAAACCGUUAACCAAAGUGAAAAUAGAUAAUAUCCAUAAAAAAAAGAUUUUUUUAAAAUCUAUAUCUAUCAAAUCUGCAUCUGUUGUAUUUACUUGAGGUCAUGCUGCAAGUCUGACACUUCUGCUUUUGAUUUACCAGAAUUCUUUUUAUACUCUAUUUAAUG